Messenger RNA from Colletotrichum siamense, 1113 nucleotides. RefSeq lists its product as uncharacterized. Gene Ontology annotation, molecular function: zinc ion binding. The coding region runs from base 1 to 1113 and encodes 370 amino acids. The record is from RefSeq and is a predicted model, not a curated record. Lineage: Eukaryota; Fungi; Ascomycota; Sordariomycetes; Glomerellales; Glomerellaceae. The transcript is spliced from 2 exons.
AUGUCUUCUUUGGUCUCCGAGUUCAUCAUCAACCCGGUCCUCCGGCAAGCACGCCGCUUUUCUGAGAUUUCGAGAACCACUCUCGUCCCCGAACCCGACGCUUCUUCCUCCGACAACCUUGCGGUUGCCAGCGACUCGGAAGCCCCCGCCCCUCGGCAUGCGACCGAUGCGCCUGCGGUGACUCCUCCGGACCGACCUCUCAGCGCAGAUACUCUAUCGCCGACCGUCGAAGCCGAGCUGCCCCCGUCCGAACCAGCACGUGCGCCCCCGGAAUCCUUCCCCAUCACCGUCCCGAUGCAGGUCCCCAAGCGUGAGGCCUUGCCGGCCGACGAUGGCAUGGGCGCAUUGCGAAAGCGCCUUAUCGAAAUCCAAGGCCAGGAGAUACGGGGGGAGGAAAAGGCGAGGCUCAUGCACGAGGUGCUGAUGGAGGGCUACCGCAAGUCCCGUGUUACUCCCCAACAAGGCGACCCGCCUGUGGAUGCUCUGCCGGCCGGCGAAGCGUGGCAACAAACACUCCCAUCGGGACCCCUGGAGUCCCUGAAGUUCUGGCAGCAUCCUCCAGGGGAGCCAUCCUCCCCGGAAAAGUUUGUGUUGACGGCAGAAGAUGUCAGACCAACCUACGCCCCAGCAAAGCCUACGAUUCCUGGAGAGGUUGAGGGCGCAAGGGUUCUGGGCUGCCAGCACUACAAGCGCAACAUCAAGCUGCAAUGCUCGACUUGCAACAAGUGGUACACAUGGAUCCUUGACCCUUCGUCAACAAUCGCCACUGACGGGACUGCCACCGGCACUACCAUUGGAAGGCGCCGACAUUCCUCACACGCCUCAAAUGAGGCACAGGCACGGUUCUUGGUGCUAGAUCGCUUGGCAAGAUCAGCCUCUCCAGCGCCUACACCCGGUCUACCACCGAGUCUCACACGAAACCCUUUGCAUGGCGCGAUCGAGGAGGAGGAAUCAGACAACGAUAUACUGAACCUUUGGGGUCGGUUUCAACGUAGGUCUGAAGAAGACAGCGAUUCCAUGUCUACCGACUUGGAGGAAGAGGACGAUGAGUAUGAUGAGGAAGAUGACGACGAUGACGAUGACAAUGACUUCAUGCUCAUUGGUCACCGUUGA